AAGCGCGCCUUUCUUCUUCUCAAUUUGCAGCGAAAAUGGUAGAAAAUGGCAUGAUUUUGGAAGGAUUAAGUCAAUGGGAACAGAUCCAAUCGUCGAAAUCCCAAGAAGUUACGCAAUCAAAACAAUGGUCGAUGGUUGUGAUUAGAGAUUCUCUCCGUCGGAACGACCUUUCCGUUUUCCCUCCGGCCAACCAUGAAAACCUUCCAAUUUCCGCACAACAGAAUCAGAAAGAGCAAAUCCCAUCAUCGAAAUCGACACACCCAUCACCGUGUGAGUCCGAUGUCAGUGAGGUUUGCCCGGUACCGAGUGAUCGAGGGUUCACCAGGUGGGUCGCCGUUGCGUUGCGGGCUUUGCGUGCCACGGUUAUCAGCAUUCCUUCCUUAUUAGGUCUUGCCAGAGGGGCAUUUUGGUCGUUUCACCGUGUCGCCGGCAUGGCUACGGUGGUACUGAUAUGGUGGCUGCGGAUGCGGGCCCGGCGGCAGAGGUGGCAGCAUAGAGAGAGCAUCGACCACCUGAAAACGAUCAUCAGGGAGAAAGAUGAGAAAAUCAUUCAACUCUUGCACCAAAUUGCUCAAAUGAAUGAACUACUGGUCGCCCGUCAUCGAGAUCUAUCUUCAAAAUUGACUAACUGAUUAGGAUAAGGAAGACCAUUGAUGGCGGCUCUUCUGCUAACUUUAUGCUUGCAGCUGCUAGAUCAAAAUUCAAUGGCACUUUGUAUUUCACUUCACAAAGGAUUGCACAACAGAACAUUGCUAGGUCGUGAAAUUCUGAAAUAUGGGGCUCUCCAGACUUGAAGUUCUGGGAAAGGGGCAGAGCUGGAGAGCUUUGAAUUGUACAUGAUUCGUUUCUUGCAAUAUAAAAUUUUCAAAUUCAU
This is a messenger RNA of Rubroshorea leprosula, 874 nucleotides long. Lineage: Eukaryota; Viridiplantae; Streptophyta; Magnoliopsida; Malvales; Dipterocarpaceae. The record is from the annotation of a GenBank genome assembly.